CUAUCCAGAGCCAUUACUUCCACGAUGAGCAAAAACUCCUCACCCAAACUCUCAAAUAAAAAAGAAUAUGAUGAGUACCGCACAAUCAUCCUGACAAUCUACUCUGUGGUUCUCGUUAGUGGUACCAUCAGCCUGAGCCUGGUGAGGCACAUCUUGAAGUUGGGCUCUACAUCCAUCACCUCUAUUGCUGUACUCAACCUCAUCUUCGCCCACUUCAUCUUUCUCGUCACUGUGCCCUUCAGGAUUCACUAUUAUGUGACUCAAUACUGGAGCUUCAGCCACGGGUGGUGUAAAGUGGUCAGCGGCAUGAUCCACAUCCACAUGUACAUGUCUUUUAUCUUCUAUGUGAUCGUCCUCAUCACACGCCUGACGACAUUCUACCGCAAAGCUGAGCAGCUGGCCUCUUUCCAGAGGAUUCAUGCACUCCUUGCCAGUGCUGUGGUGUGGAUGGUGGUGCUUGUCAUGGUCCCUUGCCUCAUCCAGUUUUCCUAUGGCUUAAACACUGAGGAAAACAACACCAUAGCAAAUUACACAGUUUGCUUCAAUUUUGGCAAGAGCAUAGAAUCUGGUGCCAAGGUGUUCAAUUACGUCAUAAGCACACUGAUCAUAGUGGUGGCCACUAUGCUGACAGCCCUCCAAGCCAAUGUCCUAAGGAUUCUAUAAAGGAAGCAUCGUCAAGGAUACACCUCUCAGCAGGAUUUUGGGGCUCAGCUAAAGAGCUUAUGCUUUGCCCUCAUCAUGGUGGUCUGCUUCAUUCGCUACCACAUGUUUCGGUUCUAUUACUUAGAACGCAUUGUUCAGCAGAAUAUCAGUGAGAUAUUUCUGAGUCUGACCACUUUUAACUGUUUGGACAUGCUCACUUUCUUGGGGAGGAGAAGCUGCUACAUGUGCUUCUUGGGAAAGGCUAUUUGUGUGUGAAGGGGUCAAGAGUGUUUAUUUAUUUAAUUUUGUAACUUCAUUGUACUGAACUUUUUUCUAUUGUUUGUCAAAGUUGUGGUGCAGUUCCAUAAAUGCAUACAAAAUGAUUUACAUAACAUGUACAUUUAAAAGUGCACGAGCGAGCCUACAUCCAGCGCUUCUAACCGGCUUUGCACAGAAAACGAAACAUCUAAUGUGCUUUUUAUUUUAUUUUUAAUAAUUAUAUUAGCCUCCCAUGUCAGCAUGGUAGAGACGGAUACUGCUGAGAAAAACAUUGGUGCGUGUGUUGUAGUGGUGGUGGUGGUUGUGGUUGUGUGUGUGUAUGUGUGUGUGCGGGUGGGGGGUUAUGUCUUAAUCAGUAGACUACCUGGUCAGGCCUUAAACUGUGUGUCUGUUUAUCAAAAUAUUUAAAGAAUUUGACAUGUCUGGAAACUGUCCUUUGCUUUAACUCAAAAUGAAUAAAUAAACUCUUGCCAUCUACUGGUCUUUGUAUGUACUACACAACCUUAAAGCUUGAAAUUUGUAAUGUUAGAUCAUGGAAU
This is a messenger RNA of Xiphias gladius (swordfish), 1460 nucleotides long. It is a transcript of the gene gpr141, whose product is annotated as probable G-protein coupled receptor 141. Gene Ontology annotation, biological process: G protein-coupled receptor signaling pathway. The record is from RefSeq and is a predicted model, not a curated record. Lineage: Eukaryota; Metazoa; Chordata; Actinopteri; Istiophoriformes; Xiphiidae. Gene Ontology annotation, cellular component: membrane. The transcript has a single exon. Gene Ontology annotation, molecular function: G protein-coupled receptor activity; oxysterol binding.